This is a messenger RNA of Spirometra erinaceieuropaei, 2174 nucleotides long. The record is from the annotation of a GenBank genome assembly. NCBI's taxonomy places the organism in Eukaryota, Metazoa, Platyhelminthes, Cestoda, Diphyllobothriidea, Diphyllobothriidae.
AUGCGGACCCACCUGUACUCUACCUUCGUGGACCUGACGAAAGCCUUCGACACGGUGAAUCGUGAAGGACUGUGGAAGAUCAUGCAGAAAUUCGGCUGUCCGGAGCGAUUCACUCAGAUGGUGCGUCAGCUGCAUGACGGUAUGAUGGCGCGAGUCACGGACAACGGCGCUGUCUCAGAGUCAUUCGCAGUGACCAAUGGAGUGAAGCAGGGUUGCGUACUGUCGCCUACCCUCUUCAGUCUUAUGUUCUCUGCCAUGCUGAUGGACGCCUACCGCGACGAACGCCCUGGAAUCCGCAUCGCCUACAGAACGGACGGUCAUCUCUUGAAUCAACGGCGCAUGAAAUUCCAAUCGCGUGUAUCCACAACCACCGUGCACGAACUCCUAUUCGCCGACGACUGCGCCCUGAACACCACCUCGGAAGAGGAGAUGCAACGGAGCAUGGACCUGUUCUCCGCCGCCUGCGAGAACUUCGGUCUGGUCAUUAACACGCAGAAGACGGUGGUGAUGCACCAACCGCCACCCCACUCAGUCACAGUCCCCAACGCGCCACCGCAAAUCAGCGUGAACGGAACCCAACUGCAAGUGGUGGAGAACUUCCCGUACCUGGGCAGCACCCUAUCACGCAACACCAAGAUCGAUGACGAAGUCGCCAACAGGAUCUCGAAAGCCAGUCAAGCCUUCGGUCGCCUUCAACGCACAGUCUGGAAUCGUCACGGUCUUCAACUAAGCACGAAACUGAAGAUGAACAAGGCCGUCAUCCUGCCGACGCUACUGUAUGGAGCGGAGACCUGGACGGUGUACACGAGGCAGGCACGCCGUCUGAACAACUUCCACCUCAGUUGUCUUAGUCGCAUCCUGAGGCUGAACUGGCAGGAUCGCAUCCCGGACACUGAUGUGCUGGAACGAACGGGAAUGCUCAGCAUCUACUCCAUGUUGAGACAAAUGCAGCUGCGCUGGAGCGGCCACCUGGUGCGCAUGGACGACGAGCGACUACCCAAACGACUCUUCUACAGAGACGUCGCGACGGGUUCUCGCCGUCAAGGAGGCCAGAUUCGACGUUACAAGGAUACCCUGAAGUCCUCCCUGAAACGCCUGCAAAUCAACCUCACCAACUGGGAAGAGCUCGCACUCGAUCGACCGACCUGGAGGAGGACAGUGAAGACAGACACUGCGAUCUACGAAGCCAACCGCAUCGCUGCCGCCAAACGAAACGUGAAGCCCGCAAAUCACAAUUUCGCCCAGUACGCAACGCCGCCGCACAACCGCUUCCAACGUGUUCUUGAUGCCAACGGACAUUCAGGAAUCGAAUCGGACUUGUUGGACAUCUUCGGAUCAACUGCGCCGCUCGAACUGCACCAAUCAUCGUCCCCCCGCCCGCCUCUUCCUCUUCCUCUCCACCGCCAACUUACUCUGACAAUUCUUCUGACGCACCACUUCCAUGCUCCUCCUCCUCCCCCUCCUCCUCCUCCUCCUCUUCCUCCUCCUCCUCUUCCUCCUCCUCGCCCACUGCUUCAGCGCCGGCCGCUCAGGCGACUGUCACUCACGCAACAACCGACACUACCACCACCUCCCCCGACUCCAGCGAUGAGGAUCAGGACUACACCUGCCCUCACUGCGACCGCACCUUCACCUCACACAUCGGCCUGGUCGGUCACUUACGAAUACAUCGCACAGAGGUUGGCGAACCAGUGCCUGGAGCACCAACCUUCACUCACCGCAAUCGCCUUCACUGCCCACACUGCCCUCGCACAUUCACGCAUCGUAGGAGUCUAUUCGGUAACAUGCGCAUUCACGAGAGCGGAACUGACCACAAUUCCGACACACCCACCACAUCCAACACAUCCACCGUGCACACCCCCACCCUCGCUCCAUCCGUCUGCGCCGCCGCCGCCGCCGCCGCCGCCACCACCACCACCAUCACCACCACCGCCUCCUCUGUAGCUGACAAUGACACCACCGACUUCUCAUGCCCACACUGUCCACGCACAUUCACCUCACGCGUCGGCCUGGUCGGUCACAUGCGAAUCCAUCGCACAGAGACCGGCGAACCAGUGCCUAGAGCACCCACCUAUGCCCACCAAGCUCGUCUCAACUGCCCACACUGCCCUCGCACUUUCAGGCAUCGCAUGGGCCUAUUCGGCCACAUGCGCAUCCAUGACGACCUGCGGUAG